AGGCAUUAAUGAAGAGAGUAUUUUACCAAAAAAAUUUUCUUUUUGGAAAAUGUUGGUUAUUGUUAUCGUGUCUGUGUUGAUCGCCGGAUCUUCCACAGUAACUGUGCAACCGGGUCCUACCGGUAACAUUUUGGCAUUUGAAAGCGAAGUCUCUAAAAGGUUACCAGGAAACGAGCUUAAUAUUGUUACCCAUAUUCCACUUAUUGGUAACCAUGUUCUUCAUUACUGGGCUCUCGAAGUUAUACCCCACAGUUAUGGGAUAUAUUUGUUUUGCAGAAAUCAAGGUUCAAACCAUGUACAAAGUAUCGACAUAUAUACUCGUAAUCCGACCUCGUCAGUAGAUAUCAUUGGAAGAGCACGACAAUUAGCUUUGAAGAGAGGUCUCUCAGUACCGGAUAGUUUUGUUAAAUUUGAUAAUAAUUGUUAUCUAUAA
Cotesia congregata is the source of this 433-nucleotide messenger RNA. The record is from the annotation of a GenBank genome assembly. NCBI's taxonomy places the organism in Eukaryota, Metazoa, Arthropoda, Insecta, Hymenoptera, Braconidae.